This is a messenger RNA of Rodentolepis nana, 264 nucleotides long. Lineage: Eukaryota; Metazoa; Platyhelminthes; Cestoda; Cyclophyllidea; Hymenolepididae. The record is from the annotation of a GenBank genome assembly.
AUGGAGGAUGAAAAUGAAGAUAUGGACUUCCGCGAUGAAUCCUCGAAGGGAUUUAUGAGUUCAGAGGCGGUUGCUCUACUUCUGAUAUUUGGAUAUUUCUUCAUAAUGAUUUCAAUUGGAAUUCUAGUUUGGUACAGAACUCGCAGAAGACUUAAAGAGAAUCUUAAACUUCGUCAAGUUCGGAAGCCUGAUUGCUUCGACCAGGAUAGCCAAGUUCUGAAAAUUCGAUACAUUGGAAUCAAAUCUCUUGAUUCUCUGGGAUAA